This is a messenger RNA of Oryza sativa Japonica Group (Japanese rice), 740 nucleotides long. RefSeq lists its product as uncharacterized. The record is from RefSeq and is a predicted model, not a curated record. Lineage: Eukaryota; Viridiplantae; Streptophyta; Magnoliopsida; Poales; Poaceae.
GACUCAGCAGAGGCUGGGCUCUCUCCCACGACGAAACGAGCGGCCCACGAAAAUUUCGCCGCGCCGCGGCCGCAUCGGAGCCCUAGCCCAGCCGCCGGAGUCCGGCGCCAGCGGCGGCGAGGCGGCGAAGUGCGGGGGAGGGAGAUGUCGGUGCGGAUCAAGGCGGUGGUGGACAGGUUCGUGAAGGAGCUGCAGGAGGCGCUGGACGCGGACAUCCAGGAUCGCGUCAUGAAGGAGCGGGAGAUGCAGAGCUACAUCCAGGAGCGGGAGCGCGAGGUCGCCGAGCGGGAGGCCGCCUGGAAGGCCGAGCUCUCCCGCCGCGAGGCUGAGAUUGCGCGGCAAGAGGCAAGGCUGAAGAUGGAAAAGGAGAACUUAGAGAAGGAAAAGAGCGUGCUCAUGGGCACUGCUUCGAAUCAGGACAACCAAGACGGUGCCCUCGAGAUCACUGUUAGCGGUGAAAAGUACAGGUGCCUUCGUUUCUCUAAGGCAAAGAAAUGAGAUAUGAACUUAGGCAUCGAGAAGUAGUUGUGUAAGACAGAUUCAUGGUAAUGGUAAAACCUUAUUUUGUUUCAAAUUGGAUUCUUUUGUACAGGGAAUUCUGAAACGUGCGUAAACUCAGUAAAAUAUCCAUAGUAGUUUGGCUACAUGCCUUUCAUACUUUCAUAUUUGUAUGCAUUUUGGGGGUAGUUCCCUUAACAGCUGCAAUCAGGUUAAGAUCAUGGAAGCUUGCUUUGCCAGUU